Messenger RNA from Ilyonectria robusta, 1305 nucleotides. RefSeq lists its product as uncharacterized. The record is from RefSeq and is a predicted model, not a curated record. The transcript has a single exon. The coding region runs from base 427 to 900 and encodes 157 amino acids. NCBI's taxonomy places the organism in Eukaryota, Fungi, Ascomycota, Sordariomycetes, Hypocreales, Nectriaceae.
GCUGAGAUCGAGAUCGACGCGGCGGAGAUGGAGAGCUGGGGUGCGCCGCUACACGGGGUGCCGUCGUUGGUGUACGAUCGCAUGGAGCGAAAUGAGCCGUCGGCGUGGGAGAAGACACGAACGGCGCAAGUUGUGCCGCCCGUGGAGCGGGCCAUGGAAGAUCGAGGAGAUCAUGGCUCUGCUCAACGAGGGACAAGACGCGACGGGCGGCCAGGCUCAGGGAGCCGGGGGAGACGAAGAAGACGAGGUCCCGGGUGGAAGUGACGUUAUGCCCGAUCAUGCUGCGAAAGCGAUCAAUGAGGUGACCUCCUCUGGCAUGUUUGCGCUGGACGGACCGCCGGAUGUAGAGGACGUCGAGAAAUUGCGCUUUGCUUGCGACGCCGUCGGGGGGGAAGGUGCUGGUGAUGGCAGUGCGAGGGCACGGUGAUGGCUGUGAGCCGUACAUCCAAGUUUCGCGUGGCGACGAAUUUGCCGAUUCGUUUGAGACCUCGUUCUUCGCUAAGACGUUCCCCACCCUGUUCCCAUUUGGAGUUGGAGGGCCACGAUUGGUUGAAGAGGCCAUACUCGGAGCGGGAAAGGCCACCGAUUUGCGAGGUAGGACUGUUGAAGCAGAGACGGUCAACGAACGAGGGGCGCUUCAUGUUCAUGGACUGCUCUGGCUGCACGGAAACGCGCAUCUGGCUUCGAUGCUCGCCGACACCGACGCCAAGGACCAAGCGGCAUACCGAGAUCGCAUCAUCCAAUAUGUCGACAGUCUUUUCCGAGGUAUGUUUUUUGGGGAGAGGGGGCAAGAGGUCGACCGUAAACCGUCCCUUAUCAGUCGAGCGCGACGAAGCUGACGACCAAGGCAGGAUCUGGACCAGGAAGGUUUCUGUGCAAUUCAGGCAGAGCGAUCGGUGACAUCGGACAUAUCGCAGCAGCUGCACGACGACCAGCGAUUUUCAGCCUCAUUUGACGACGAAGCCAAUUUCUGUGCCGGUGCAACACAGAUCCACACCCAUAGCCCUACGUGUGUCAAGUACUCGCUGGCCAAAAAGGGGCCGAAGAGCGGCCUGUGUCGUUUCAAGGCGCCAUGGAGACUAGUCGAGAAGACGGAAUUCAUGGCGGACGGAGUGCUACGGAUUCGGAGGUCGCACAGCAUGGUGAAUCGGUGGAAUAAGGCCGUGGCCGUGGGGCUCCGACACAACCACGACAUCUCUUUUAUUGCCACGCAGCGCAAGACCAUGGCCCUCGUCUAUUAUGUCACGAAUUACGCGACCAAGGUAGAGGACCCGGUGUGGAAGCGCGCAGCCGCCGCGGCAGAAC